This is a messenger RNA of Bradysia coprophila, 2318 nucleotides long. Its product is annotated as synaptic vesicle glycoprotein 2B-like. NCBI's taxonomy places the organism in Eukaryota, Metazoa, Arthropoda, Insecta, Diptera, Sciaridae. Gene Ontology annotation, molecular function: transmembrane transporter activity. Gene Ontology annotation, cellular component: membrane. The record is from RefSeq and is a predicted model, not a curated record. Gene Ontology annotation, biological process: transmembrane transport.
AACCAAAUCAUUUUCCAUUCAGCUACAGACCGAAAAGGAUUCGCGAAUAGUGUAGCGAACGCGUUAGUUCUAUGAAGUAUUCAAGUAUACUUUUCAACUGAGUGAUAUUAAAUGCUUUAUAGCUGUUUGUAAAGUGUUACCUUUCGAAUAACGUUCUUGUAGACAUUUUAUUUAAGCUAAAAUGUGUGAAUAUCAAGAGAAAAUUGAAGAAAAUGACCAAAAAAUAAACUCAUGUACUCUAAACGAAAAAUUAAAAAAUGGCACGGAGAUACUGAAAAAUGGUCGGCCAUCCAUACCAGCCUCUCGACCAAUUGUGUUGACAUUCGAAGAAGCACUAGCACUUACCAAGUUUGGAAAGUUCAAUUACUAUUUGAUUUUCGUAUGCGGUGCCAUAUUAACAACGGUUUUGUUGGAAACAUUGGGCAUAAGUUUCGUACUACCGGUGUCCGAAUGUGACAUGGAACUGACAACGCAAGAUAAAGGAAUUCUGAGUGCUAUUGGGUUCGGAGGAAUUAUCACCAGUUCACACUUGUGGGGAUUUCUGGCUGAUACGACUGGACGCAAAAAAGUUAUAUUGCCGACGCUGUUGUUAUCUUUUACUUUUACAGUACUGUCCAGUCUGACCCAAAAUUUCUGGACUCUUGUCGUGCUGAGAUAUUUGAAUGGAUUUUUCGUAUCUGGUCCAUCAGCCACAAUUUACGCAUACCUGGGAGAAUUUCAUACAGUUAAACAUCGGUCAAGAGCUAUAAUGUAUGCCUCUGUGAUAUUCGGCUUAACCUGUAUUUCAUUGCCCUUGAUGGCAUGGCUCGUAAUCAAUCAACAAUGGCAGUUUUAUAUACCCGUAAUUGAUGUAGUCUUCAAGCCGUGGCGACUAUUUUUGAUCGUUUGUGGACUACCCAGUUUCAUAUGUGCGUUGGCUUUAAUCAAAGUUCCUGAAAGUCCUAGAUUUCAUCUAGCCCAAGGCAGACAGUUGGACACGAUUGAAACGUUACAGUUCAUGCAUCGGAUGAACAAUGGCAAAAAUGUCGAGAGACUGCACAUUGAUAGAAUUGUCGAAGAUGUUGAUGUUGUGACGACACCAAAAAUUGACUUCAAUGAAGAGACUAGUAAAAUUGGAAGAAUUUUACAUUCAAUGAAAGUACAAACACUUCCAUUGUUUAUGGUGCCUCACUUGAAGAAAACAUUGAUCGCUUGUGCUAUUCAAUUUGGCAUAUUUGCAUCGUCGAAUGGGAUGUACAUGUUUUUCCCAUUGAUACUAAAUAGAAUGGCAAAUUUUUCGGAAGAAAAUCCUCAAUCGCGGGCAACUAUUUGCGAAAUUCUAUCAGCCACUAAAAUCAACUUUACAGAAGCAGUGUCUAGAAACGAAACGCUUGAUUGCACAAGCGAACUUGAUGUAUCUGCAUAUGAACACACCCUUGCGUUGGAACUGUUUUAUGCAAUAGGAUUUGCCUUGAUUGGUUUGAUAAUCAAUCGAUUGGGAAAAUUACCAAUUUUGUUUUUCAUAUUGGUUGGAUGUGGUGUGAGUGCUUUGGUUACAUUAUUCAUCGAUAUACCGAUACUAGCCAUCUAUUUGUAUCUAAUUUUAUUGCUUUGUGGAUUGGGCGUGACGGUGGUAAAUGCAGCUACUGUCGAUUUAUUUCCAACCAAUUUAAGAGCAAUGGCUGUGUGUAUAUCGCUGAUGAUGGGACGUCUCGGUAGUGUUGUUGGUGCAAACAUUGUCGGACUACUACUCGAUAAUUAUUGUGAAGUUGCUUUUACCUUAUCGGGAUCAUCGUUAAUAUUUUCCGGCAUAUUGGCAUUCUUCAUACCGAAUGUCCGAAAUAGAACGAAAGAACCGGAAACUGUCAAUGUUUCGAUGGCUCAUCGUCCAAGUGUAACAUCGAUCGGUCGAUAGAUUUCAUGCGAACAGAUUACCUCUUUUCAACCGGAACUGUAUAUCGUAAACUACUCUUAUUCCAAGUCUGAUAGUUAUAUGGUGCGGAUUGACAGAUGGUGCCACCAAUUGACCGAAGCGCGAAGCAUGUCUCAAUAAGUUUUAUUUUCUAAAUAUUUAUCUUCUGACUGAAUGUAAAUUUUGUGAAGGGAGCGGAGCGUUCAUGAAUGACGUCAGCAUUUGGGGAAGCAAGUCUAUGCAAAUGGACCCUUCAGACUUAUUUGUAUGCAAAAUUGAAGACAAUAGGAAGGACCUGCGCGAAUAAAGCGAAAAAAUGCAAACGUCAUUCAUGGACGCUCCCGAAGCCCCUUAGUGUAUCGCGUCUUAUAUUUAUUUAAAUUAAUCGAAUAAUUUACCAUCUACAAUUUUCGUCUUCUUUCUUGAA